Rhincodon typus (whale shark) is the source of this 2572-nucleotide messenger RNA. It is a transcript of the gene supt20h, whose product is annotated as SPT20 homolog, SAGA complex component. Gene Ontology annotation, cellular component: SAGA complex. Gene Ontology annotation, molecular function: transcription coregulator activity. The record is from RefSeq and is a predicted model, not a curated record. The coding region runs from base 1 to 2463 and encodes 820 amino acids. The transcript has 21 exons. Gene Ontology annotation, biological process: regulation of transcription by RNA polymerase II. Lineage: Eukaryota; Metazoa; Chordata; Chondrichthyes; Orectolobiformes; Rhincodontidae.
AUGACAAGAUUGCCCCAACAGGGGAAAUUAAGACGAAAUGUUAACCUGUUGGAAAAACUUGUUAUGCAAGAAAGGGUGUCAUGUCUUGUAAUAAAUCUAUAUCCGGGAAAUGAAGGCUACUCCCUAAUGCUCAGGGGGAAAAAUGGAUCAGAUUCGGAAACAAUCCGAUUGCCUUAUGAGGAGGGAGAGUUACUAGAAUACUUGGAUGCAGAGGAACUACCACCAAUUCUUGUAGACCUUUUGGAAAAAUCUCAGGUGAACAUUUUCCACUGCGGAUGUGUCGUAGCUGAAGUACGAGAUUAUCGGCAGUCUGGCCACGUGAAAGCACCUACAUACCAAAGCCGACAUAUAUUGCUUCGGCCCACAAUGCAGACAUUGAUUUGUGAUGUACAUGCCAUAACAAGUGACAACCACAAAUGGACACAGGAUGAUAAACUUGUCCUUGAAAGCCAAUUGGUGCUCCAUACAUCAGAGCCUCUUUGCCUAGACCCUUCCUUCACUGUAACAUGCACAACCAACAGACUUCUCUACAAUAAACAAAAGAUGAAUACUAGGCCAAUGAAAAGGUGUAUGAAGCGGUAUUCUCGGCCAGCACUGAACAGACAGCAGGAGAUAGCCCAAUUCACACCACCACCUCAUCUUAAACUGUUUGAUUAUCUACAAAGAAGAAAAGAAAGAAAGCCAGCACCACACAUUGACCUUAAAAUUUCAAAAGCUGGAAGUUGUGUUGAUAUGUGGAAGCAAAAUCCAUGCCAGCUCACAGUGCCAUCUGAAAUUGAUGUGGAAAAGUAUGCAAAAGUGGAAAAAGCUAGCAAAUCUGAUGACUUGCAAACAGCUGUCUGGCCAAUUCAUGAAGCAAAGGAUGAAUAUAUUUUUGAGUGGGAAGGAACAGAACAAGUUCAUGCCUCCAAGUUAAUAAUUUACCAGUCAUCAGAUGAUCCCCUCUUUUAUGGUAAGAUACAAAUGACGAAGGACCCCAAACCAGAGGAAGAAAACGAACACUUGGUAACUCAUAUCCCGUUCCCUAUAGGUACAAAAGCAGAAGCUGACAGAUUUGUAAGGCAGUAUUUUGAGGUUUUGCAGCAGGAUACCAAGUGCCCAGUGAAGAUUUCUCACAAUUCAGCUGGCUCAGUGAGCCAGAGUCACUUGUCUCCUGGGAAAGAAAUUGAGCAAUCUGAAGAAAUUUCUGGAUCUGUCCAGUCUUCUAUACUGGGGAAGGGUGUGAAGCACCGACCGCCACCCAUAAAACUCCCUAGUGGCGCCAGUAACAGUUCUUCAGGAAAUGUGUUUAGUCCAUUGCAAUCAAGUGGCCACCUGAAAUCCACAACUCCCCCUCCUCCUCCAAACAAAAGUGUUAGCCUGUCUAGAAAGCAUUCUAUGGAUCUUAAUCAAGUGAACAUCCUCUCACCACCAGCAAUGUCUCCAGUGGGUUCUUCACAAAGAUCUGGGACUCCCAAGCCAUCUACCCCCACACCAACCAACACCCCUUCAUCAACUCCACACCCUUCUGAUGUGCAAACCCCAGCAUCUACAGCCACUCCCUCAGCUACCCCAUCUACACAAGAAUCAGGCCUCAAUCCGCAGACCCUUUUAACCCCUUUUGCCCAACAGCAGAUGGCUCUCAGUCAAGCUUUGCCAGUAAUGACCAUUCCUCUUUCCACUAUGGUAACUUCCAUUACAACAGGGAGUUCAUCCUCCCAGGUGAUGACAAACCCAGCGGGUCUCAACUUCAUCAAUGUAGUGGGCUCAGUUUGUGGAGCACAGACAUUGAUGAGUGGUUCAAAUCCUAUGCUGGGGAGUAAUGCUGGUGCUAUAACUCCUUCAGGCUUAAAUCUGAGCAGCAUUCUACCACCAGCUGGACUGGUGCCAAGCUCACUGCCAGCUGCCAUGCAAUCUGCAGCUCAAGCAGGUGGUUCAUUUGUUGGUUUAAAAAAUACUCCUGGUUUCCGACCUUUGAAUUUACUUCAGCUGUCAAGUUGCCCGCCAGUGAUCUUCAAUCCACUACAGCAGCAACAGCUCCCCCAGUUUUCUCAGCAACAGUCAUCCCAGCAGUCUGCAAUCUCCAGCCCUCAACAGCAGGGAGAACAGAAUUCUGACCAGGCUCCAGCUAGCCAGGAGCAGGCUUUAACAGCUCAGCAGACUGCAGUCAUCAACCUGGCAGCAGGUUUUGUGCCUCCACAGGCUGCAGUGUUGUCUCAGCUUGGCUCUGCUGUGAACAGACCUGGGCAAAGCCUUCCUCAGCAGAGACUCCAGCUUACAUCUGCCUUGCAGCAGCAACAGCAACAAGCCUUGCAGCAGCAGCAACAGAUACAACAGUUACGAUACUUGCAACGUCAAAUGGCUAUAGCAGUUCAGCUUCGGCAACAACAACAACAGCAACAACAGCAGCAGCAGCAGCAGCAUUCAGGCAGCCAGUCAAAAAGUAAAAGGAAAAGAGGAACUCCUACUCCACCAAAAUCAUGAACCAUCUCAUGUUUCUAACUUUAAGAUUACUUACUGAACUUAUCUCUUGUGAUGGUGCAUUUUUUUUAAAAAAAUAUUUUUAAAAAUUAAACCUAACCAUUGUAUAUAA